This is a messenger RNA of Cladophialophora psammophila CBS 110553, 1644 nucleotides long. RefSeq lists its product as uncharacterized. The transcript has 3 exons. Gene Ontology annotation, molecular function: monooxygenase activity; heme binding; iron ion binding. The record is from RefSeq and is a predicted model, not a curated record. The coding region runs from base 1 to 1644 and encodes 547 amino acids. Lineage: Eukaryota; Fungi; Ascomycota; Eurotiomycetes; Chaetothyriales; Herpotrichiellaceae.
AUGGGACUUUCUCAGGAUGUAGCGGGUCGUCUGCUGUCCCCUUUACCUAGCUCAGCAACUUUGGUUCUGGGAGCAGUUCUCAUUGUUGGAUAUGCCAUUUACUCUUACAUCACUUACGAUCCACGUCUGAAAUCUCUGCCGCCGGGACCCCGAGGGUAUCCCUUUAUUGGGAGCCUCCUAUCGCUUGCUGAUCCUAAUAAGGUCCCCGAGAUCUCACGAGAAUGGGCUCAUCAGUAUGGCGAGCUUGUCCAUACCAAGAUCGGUGGGACCAGGUUCAUGUGGCUUAAUAGUCCUAGAGUGGUCAAGGAUUUGAUGGACAAGCGUGGGACCAAAUACUCGGGUCGCCCUUAUGCUCCUAUGGUUGACAAUGUGAGCGGGAAGGCUCGCACUUUCUUCAUGAACUACGGCGAACGGUGGCGGAGUGUCCGGAGAGUCAGCCACGCCUGUUUGAACCUUACGGCCAGCAACUCAUAUCGACCAGUGCAAGAUUUUGAGUCCAAGCAGGUCCUUCACGAUUACUUGAACAACAAGGAUCCCGGGAAAUUCUACGACGACAACCGGAGAUAUGCCGCUAGCCUUAUCAUGACAAUCACAUACGGUCGACGAGUUGCAAACUGGAACGACCCUCAUAUCGAGAGGAUUUUCACAGUUUUGAAACAUUUUGUCGCUAUGGCAACUCCUGGUGCCUGGUUAGUGGAUGCCUUCCCAUCACUGCAGUACCUCCCAUCCUGGAUGGUGCAGAAUUGGUGGAAGAUUGGACGGGAAUGGUUUGCAUAUGACAGCAAGGUCUAUCUGGACUUGUACCGCAACUUGAUCAAACAGGUUGAAGAAGGAACUGCUCCGGAUUGUUUCGUGAAGGAUUUCUACCUGAGUAAUCCCUCCAAAAAUGGAAUCGACGAGCUGAUGGCGGCAUAUGCAGCUGGCUCCCUUGUCGAGGCUGGAAGCGAGUCAACAUCCUCGGUGAUCAAUGCCUGGCUCAGAGCAUGUAUUCAGUUUCCAGAAACUGUAAGGGCUGCCCAGGAAGAAGUUGAUCGUGUUGUUGGACCUGACCGGCUCCCAACGUUUGACGAUGAGCCAAACCUACCGUACAUCCGAGCCAUGGCAAAGGAGAUCUUGAGAUUGGUACCAAUUACCAAGUUUGGGACUCCACAUGCAACCACAGAAGACGAUUGGUAUGAAGGCUACUUUAUUCCUAAAGGCUCGGUAGUCAUGUUGAACUGGUGGGCGAUUCAUUUCGACCCUAAAAUCCGCCAGAACCCAUUUACGUAUGAUCCCUCUCGCUUCCUCCACGAUCCUUACAGCACAGCUGAGGCGGUGAAUGCUGCAAAUCCCAAUGACAGAGAUCACUAUGCGUACGGGGCGGGCCGGCGCAUUUGCACCGGACUCCAUGUGGCACAGAACUCGCUGUUCAUCAAUAUGGCACGCACAGUUUGGGCAUUCAAUAUGCACAAAUACAAGGAACCUACUACCGGAAAGGUUGAGGAGCCGGACAUGACAGCAGAGAACGGCUUUUUGUGCAUUCCGAAACCAUUCAAGAUGGUAUUCGAGCCCCGAAGCCCAGAGAAAGCGAUGACAAUAGAGAGAGAAUGGACAUUAGCGGAAAGUCAAGGUAUAGAGUGGACACGUAAGCAGGCUAAACUCUGA